Drosophila busckii is the source of this 1070-nucleotide messenger RNA. RefSeq lists its product as uncharacterized. The transcript is spliced from 3 exons. The coding region runs from base 86 to 979 and encodes 297 amino acids. Lineage: Eukaryota; Metazoa; Arthropoda; Insecta; Diptera; Drosophilidae. The record is from RefSeq and is a predicted model, not a curated record.
AUAGAUAUAUACAGCUGAGAAACACAAAUAUCAAAUCAGUGGCGCUUAUCAGCUGGCAAAAUAAAAAAAAAAAACAAAUAUUACAAUGGGUGCUGUACAUCCAGGAGCAGUCGUGAGCAUUGAACACACUUGGGUGCACUCGACUCCAUUUGCCGCACUGCCUCCGUACGCUGUAAUUGGCGGACACGACUCUGAUCGUACGCCCAUCUAUGUGGGUCGCUCCUUUCACGAGGGCGAGAAUCUGCCCGCCAAGGUUAUACCCAGCAAGGGCUGUGCCUAUGUUUGCUACGGCGGCCAGGAGCAUCAAAAGACGCACUAUGAAGUGCUGGUCGGCCAGGGAUUCGCUUGGGUCGGCAGUGCCAGCGGCAGUGUGCCACCAAAUGCGGUGCGCAGCGGCACCACACGCAAUGGUGAGCCAUUGUAUGUGGGUCGUGGACAUCAUGCCGGCUCAUUGACUGUGGGCAAGGUGCAUUCAUCGCAUGGCUGCCUUUAUAUACCCUUCGGUGGUCAGGAGGUGCGCAUCAAUAGCUACGAGGUGUUGAUCUAUCAGCAGGUGGAUGUUUGGGUGCCAGCCUCACCCGGUUUUACACCACCCGGCGCUGUCGUUGCCGGCCACGACUCGGAUCGCACUCCCAUUUACGCCGGACGUGCUAUGCACGACGGUGAAAUGCUGCCCGCCAAGGUUAUACCCAGCAAGGGCUGCGCUUAUGUCUGCUUCGGCGGCUAUGAAUUCCAGAAGGGCUCCUAUGAAGUGCUCACCGGCUACGGCUAUGUUUGGGUGAAUCCGCAUUGUGGUAUUCCACCCAAUGCAGUCUCCACUGGACGUGCACGCAAUGGUGAACCCAUCUACUAUGGACGUGGUCAUCAUCAUGGCAGCUUGACGCCUGGCUUAGUCUCAGCGCGCCAACGUUGUCUUUAUAUUCCAUAUGGCGGCCGUGAGAUUCGCGUUGAUAGAUACGAAGUACUUUGCCGCCAGUAAUUGAACUUUAAUACAUGGACUUAUAUAUUAAACAUUUCAUUUUUAUAUAUAUAUAAUAAUAAUAAAAAGCUACAGCUUUUCACACACUCUA